Molecule: messenger RNA, 4508 nt
Organism: Selaginella moellendorffii
Lineage: Eukaryota; Viridiplantae; Streptophyta; Lycopodiopsida; Selaginellales; Selaginellaceae
Product: clustered mitochondria protein
Exons: 29
Coding region: 251-4348 (1365 amino acids)
Biological process (GO): organelle organization
Cellular component (GO): cytoplasm
Molecular function (GO): protein binding
Source: RefSeq, a predicted model, not a curated record
GGACGGAAUAUCCCUGCCGGGAGGAACCUUAUCCGGGGUAAAGGCCGGGCAUUUACCGGCAUUCUAGGGUUUUAGCAGAUAUUGUGCUCGCUGCUACGAGCCGAGAGCUUCCAGGGGGAAAUUUUCUCGGCCAGCGCCUUCUGUGACGUCGAUUUCUUUCUGGGAGCGCUUUUCCGAAGCUGUAAUCGAAGGAGCGGCGGCGAGCCAGGCCGAAGGCGCUGCUCCAGCGCCUUCCGGGGAUUUUUUUUUUAUGGCUGGGAAGUUAAAUUCGAAUAAGAACAAAGGAAAGAAAGGAGCGUCCCGGGAGAAUGAGACACAUUCUCCGAGAGCUAGUGAGGCGCAAACUGUUGCUGUGGAGGGCGAGGGCGGUGUGAAGAACAGCGAUGAAUCGGCUGAGGUGUUUUCAGCUGACAAGCAACUGGGUGAAAAGGCCGCACGCGAAGAUGAGCAGAAGCUCUACCCGGUGAAAGUCAAAGGCCCGGCCGGGGAACAGAUUGAACUCCAGAUAAGUCCCAAUGAUUCGGUAAUGGACUUGAGGCAGUUUUUGUUGGAUUCGAUUGAAAGCUGCUUCUACACCUGCUACGAUCUUAUACUACAUGGCCCCAACGGGGCAAAGUAUCAGCUAGCCGAGUUUCUAGAGAUAGGUGAAGUAGCGGAUAUCACCGUUGGAGGUUUCUCGCUGGAGAUGGUCAAUGCUGCGUACGAUGAUAGGUCUGUGAGAGUCCAUGUACGUCGUACACGCGAUCUGAUUUCGACAUCAAACAUCUACUUUUCUGUGUCAACUGCAUUGGCCAUGGAGUUCGAAAGGAAACAGGAAGCUUCUGCUUGCGCAGAGAAGACGAAAAACGAGAAAGAAAAAGAAGUCAGACAAGAGAUUACCGAGCUGGAAGCGCUGGGACUCAUGGACGAGCCUAGCAAGAUGCUGAAAGAUUUGGUUUCUAGUCCCGACGUACCCGAUGUCAAAUGCAUCCAAAGUAUUUCUUUUUCCUCGUUUAACCCGGUUCCUGGUUACCGGAGGCUUGUUGGAGAUCUACUAUAUCUGGAUAUCUCGACAUUGGAAGGAAAGAAUUACUGCGUGACGGCUCACUGCCAGGGGUUUUUUGUGAACUCUAGUAAGAGCGAUGUUCUGAACCCACACCCCUUGAAAGCUGGGCACGACGGGACCACGCUUGUGGGACUUCUUCACCAGCUGAGUCCUGCUUUUACAAAAGGUUUUUCAGAGGUUUUGAAGCGGAAGGGAGCAGGCCACCCUUUUGAAAACGUUCCGGUGUUACACCCGCCGAAUCAUUGGCUAGGGAGUUACCCCCCUUCGCCACACAAAAGAGACAUUUCACGGGCUGAGGACGCUCUAAUGUCGUCCUAUGGAUCCGAGGUAUUUGGCUUACAAAGGGACUGGAACGAAGAGCUUCAGUCAUGCAGGGACUUCCCUCGAGAAACUCCUCAGGACAGGCUGAUGCGAGAUAGAGCACUAUACAAAGUCAAUUGUGAUUUUGUAGAUGCUGCGAUCAAGGGCGCGAAGGCGGUCAUAGGUCGAUGCAUUCCUCCUAUUAACCCCACGGAUCCAGAUCGCUUUCAAAUGUACGUGCACAACAAUAUUUUUUUUAGUUUUGCUCUUGAUGGAGAUUUUCUCCUCAUGCAGCAAAAUAGAGAGCAAGAAGCUCAAAACACGACGGACUGUGAGAAACAGCCAGAUGACAAACAACCAGAAGAGAAACAACCAGAAAAGGAGCCGAAACUUGCAGAGUCAAUAGAACCGUCUUUGAACGCCGAACGUGAUCAAUCUAUAGGCCAGAAGAAAAACUCUACAGAAGUGAAGGAUGACCCAACUAAUGCUAUGGAGGGAGAGCAGGCUACAUAUUCGUCUGCCAACAAUGACUUGAAAGGCACAAAAGCGUAUAACAAUGCUGAUGUCGCGGGGUUGUAUACGCUUGCAAUGGCUAUAGUCGAUUACAGAGGGCAUCGGGUAGUUGCUCAGAGUAUAAUUCCUGGUAUUCUUCAAGGGGAUAAAUCCGAAUCGUUGUUGUAUGGCUCCCUGGAUAACGGCAAAAAGAUUUCGUGGAACGAGAAGUUUCAUACGAAGGUUGUUGAAGCUGGAAAGCUACUGCACAUCAAAGAGCACGAAGUGCUGGAUGGAUCUGGUGGAAAAGUGAAGUUGUGUGCACCCGUUGAGUGCAAGGGAAUCGUCGGAAGUGAUAAUAGAUACUACAUACUUGAUUUGAUGAGGACGUUUCCAAGGGAUGUAAACUACACUGGACCAGGAUCUCGUCUAUCCGUUUUGAGACCUGAGCUAAUCGCUGCAUUUUGUCAGGCCGAGUCACAAACGGAGAGGGAUGAUAAAAGCAUCCCAACGAUUUUGUUUAAUCCUAACGUCUUUACGGAUUUCACUGUUGCCGGAGAGCCCGAGGAAAAAGCUGCGGAUGAAGAGUUAGUUAGAAAAGCUGGGGAUUACUUAACGAACGUCGUACUCAAGAAAUUUAUUCAGGACCUUAGUAGCCUGGAAGUUUCACCUAUGGAUGGGCAAACUUUAACAGAAGCAUUACACGCCCAUGGCAUCAAUAUUAGAUACCUUGGCAAGGUGGCUCAGCUAGCGAAGCAUAUGCCACAUAUCUACGAGCUUUGCGUUGUUGAAAUGGUUGUUCGGUCAGCAAAACACGUUUUAAAGGGUAUUCUAAGAGAAACACUUGACCAGGAUGUUGGAGGAUGCGUUGCUCAUUUUCUGAACUGUCUCUUCGGUACUGUGCAAUCUGCCAGUCCGAAGGUAACUCCAACAAAGACGUCCCCGGGAAAGAAGAAGAAAGGUGGUCAUUCAUCACCCAAUGCUGUUGUCUCUGACGAGGCCAACAAGCAGCCAUUUUAUGCGUGUAUCACUUCGGAGCUUGUAUGGAUCGAUAUCAAGGAGAGCGUUCACUUUAAAUACCAGUUUGAUUUUGCAGAUGACUUCAGAGCCAUCAUUCGCAAGAUUUCAGCUGUUAGGAAUAUCUGCCUAAAGGUUGGAAUAACUUUGGCUGCAAGGGCGUAUAAUCUUGAGUCAGCCACCCCAUUUGAACAAAUGGACAUACUCGACCUCCAGGCGGUUGUGAAACACGCUGCUCCAGUUUGCGCAGAUGCUCAAGAGCUUAUGGAGAAUGGCAAGCUUCUAUUUGCCCAAGGCAAAGUUCCCGAGGCAUACGAGCAUUUCUCCGAGGCUUUCUUCAUCUUGCAACAGGUUUCUGGCCCAAUGCAUAGGGAGGUGGCAAAUUGUUGCAGGUAUUUGGCGAUGGUUCUAUAUCAUACCGGUGACAUGGGAGGAGCGAUUAUGCAACAACAUAAAGAGCUCAUAAUUAAUGAGCGUUGCCUUGGCUGUGAUCAUCCAGAUACUGCACACAGCUAUGGCAACAUGGCGUUGUUUUAUCAUGGACUGAACCAGACCGAUUCGGCUUUAAGACACAUGGCCCGGACGCUUCUGCUUCUUAAUAUUUCGUGUGGAUGUGAUCAUCCGGACGUUGCAGCAACCUUUAUCAAUAUUGCUGUUAUGUACCAAGAGCUAAGCAACAUGCACGUUGCGUUGAGGUACCUCCAAGAGGCGCUCAAGAAAAAUGAGCGCCUUUUGGGAAGUAAUCACAUCCAGACUGCGGUUUGCUAUCAUGCUUUGGCCGUGGCCUUUAAUUUCAUGGGUGCCUACAAGCUAUCACUACAGCAUGAAAAGAGUACACACGACAUACUGUCUAAACAGCUGGGUGAAGAUGAUCCCCGAACCAAGGAGUCGGCAAACUGGAUGAGAACGUUUCAAGUCCGCGAAUUGCAGGCUCAUGCUCAAAAGCAAAGAGGUCAGGCUGCGACCAUGGUAGCGUCGCAAAAGUCAGAAGCUUUGAAGGCGAGGGCCGACUUGGUCCAAGUUUUCCAAGCAGCCGGCGGUGGCGCGGGGCGUGGGAUAAACAAAGCCGUGGCGGCUGCGGCGCUCCUGGGAGAAACGCUCCCGAGAACAAGAGGAAUGGACGAGCGUGGCGCUCGGGCAGCGGCGGAAGUUCGCAAGAAGGCAGUCGCGAAAGGCCUCAAUGUACGCUCCUCGUCCUCGUCGUCCAGCGUCAAUCCAGGUGAUCCCACUCUCAGCGACCUUAUCAGCCUCUUUAACAACGGCAAGGGCUCUUCAAACUCGAAGAACUCAACACCAUCAUUAGCAGCAGCACCAGCAGCACCAGCAGCAUCGGUACCAGCAGCAACUUCUACUAGCGAUCAAGCGAGCUCAAAUUUUGAUAAUCGGAAGAGCACUCCAGUGGGACUGGGCGAAGGAUUGAGUCUAGAGACGAGCAAGAAGAAGAAGAAUAAAUUAAAGCAGCAGCAGCAGCAGCAACAGCAGCAACAGCAGUGAGAUCUCCAAUUUUCAUCGUUAAAGAGGCAGCGAGGAAUAACUUGGCAAUCCAGCCAUCAAACAAACUCUGGUAUAAUUUUGCUGUUCUUCCCAUUUUGUGGGAGGGGAAGAUCUGGGAAGAAGAUAAAAGCUGAGGUUUAAAACUUGGUUUAUUUACGUC